CCCUUUAUCUGACGUCAUAACCGGACAAAUUUAAGCUAAUGCUUGUACAGUACAGUAUCCCAAAUUUAUAACCUAAGCAAAACAUUUGAUAUACAAUUUUGAUCAUAUUCUGGAAUCACAUAUAAAUACUGAUAUUAUUACAAGUAGAGCUGACAAUAAUUCUUGUGCGACGAAAAACAAACAGCUCCGCUGCAUCGGCGCUUAAUUGUUAGCCUAGCUUUAGCCAUGCUCUCCGCUUUCAUUGCUCUUGUGUGCUGCGUUUCGGUUUCGCCGGAGACAACGGAUAUAAGGAUAUGAUUGUUCUUUUUCUUAUUUUAAUCCCCCUGUAGGUUAUUGAACACUCUUGGACAUUUAUUUACCCAAUAAAUCCGACUCAGGAACGACUCUCAACAGAAGCCGCCCAUUGUUAGACAUUUGGUUGGUAAGCUAGCUAGUCGGCUAACUUCGAGGAGCUCGCUUGGUGAAAUUUACAUCGAUAUUUUCUGUAACUACAUCGGUCUGCUUUAACAUGGACAUAGAAAAGACAGUGGACGCUUGAUAAAUAUUCUCGAAGAAGCGGAAUUGCACUGUUCUUUUCCUUUCCUUCUCUUUUUACCACAAUGGCUUCCUCGUCUGGGAAUGACGACGACCUCACCAUACCCAGAGCAGCUAUCAACAAAAUGAUCAAAGAAACGUUGCCAAACGUCCGGGUGGCCAACGAUGCCAGGGAGCUUGUAGUCAACUGCUGUACAGAGUUCAUCCAUCUUAUUUCAUCAGAGGCAAAUGAGAUCUGCAACAAAUCCGACAAGAAGACCAUAUCUCCAGAGCAUGUCAUCAACGCCCUCGAGAGCCUUGGUUUCGGAUCGUACAUCACAGAGGUGAAAGACGUCCUGCAGGAAUGCAAAACGGUUGCUCUGAAGAGGAGGAAGGCCAGCUCUAGACUGGAAAACCUGGGCAUUCCGGAGGAGGAACUCCUGAGGCAGCAACAGGAGUUAUUUGCCAAGGCGCGGCAGCAGCAGGCGGAGCUUGAACAGCAGGAGUGGCUGCAGAUGCAGCAGGCUGCUCAGCAGGCACAGAUGGCAGCAGCUUCUGCAAGCGUUGCCCAGCAGGCUGGCUCUUCUCAGGAUGAAGACGAAGAGGACGAAAUGUGACCCCGCGACUCCGUUUAUUGUGUUUGAAUUUAAUGUCGGGGAAAGUCUUGGUACACAAAUCUCAGUUUUGCCAUGAACAGGGACUGGAAACAUGUUUGUGUACUUGAAAGAGGAGAUUUGGAAGGCUGAAGAAAGGGAUGCGAGGGGGAGGAACAGCCCCACAUGCAAAUCCCAAAGUGUUUUUACCAUGUUACCUGAAAAUGGUAAAAACGGAAAAGGCUGUUAGAAGUUUUUCAUUAAAUUCAUAUUCCCUUGUUUUUUUUUUUUUUCACUUUUGCGUUCAUUGUUAAUAAUUUAUAGCUUUCUUGACGUGUUGAGGGCACGUUUAAAGAGCAGACAUUGUGUGUCUGAUAUAGAAAAAUUCGCAGCAAGUCUUUGCUCUUUCAAGUACUGCGUCAGAAGAUCCGUUCAAGUCCUCCUUAGAACUCAAACGUGUUCAGAAUCUAAAGAAUCCCCAAGCAUCUGGUUUCUGUUUGUAGCGUCUUACUCCCUUCUCGGUUUAUUUGUGAAAAAGUGAAUUCCUGCAGCAUUUGUGUGGGUACCUGUGCAUCAGCGUCUGCCUCUGCACUGUGUAGGGUUAGAUUUAGAGCAUAGGCUAACGGCAGGACGCUCUGCACAUGUGUGCUAUGUAGAGAACUUAAAAGGCAUUUUUGUUUUAAUUUUAGAUUAUCCAGGCACUUCAUUUCCUUAAAACACCCACAGUAUUGAUAAUUAGCAGCACCUAGACAUUUUUGUCUCAUAGAACCAAAGAUAGGGGAUUUAACGUUUGUAGUUUUCUUUUUUUCAGAUGUAGGUGCUGCUUAGUCAAAAUCAUCUAAAACAAUGUCAAAGAUAAUAAACUUGAAUCUUUGUGAGACAUUCUGGUAUUCAGGCUUACAUUGUUGUUUCCGUUCUAGUUUAUUUACAUCAAAUAUCUCCACAGGAAUUUGGGACAUCCUUCUUGGAAAAUCAAACUACCUUAUUGUGAUAUGCAUUUACUGUCUGUUCUACAAAAUUGUAUUCUUUCAACAAUAAAAUAAUUUUUAUAGACUUUUUUUUUAAUCUUU
Oryzias melastigma (Indian medaka) is the source of this 2176-nucleotide messenger RNA. It is a transcript of the gene dr1, whose product is annotated as down-regulator of transcription 1. The record is from RefSeq and is a predicted model, not a curated record. The transcript is spliced from 3 exons. Lineage: Eukaryota; Metazoa; Chordata; Actinopteri; Beloniformes; Adrianichthyidae. Bases 600 to 1130 code for a protein of 176 amino acids. Gene Ontology annotation, molecular function: general transcription initiation factor activity; core promoter sequence-specific DNA binding; TBP-class protein binding. Gene Ontology annotation, cellular component: negative cofactor 2 complex. Gene Ontology annotation, biological process: chromatin remodeling; negative regulation of transcription by RNA polymerase II; positive regulation of transcription by RNA polymerase II.